AUGGAGAGGCGAAAAAGGAGAACUGCGACAGAGAAUGGUGAUGCUGGACAGGGAGAGGACUUGGUUCUAGCGACUUUGAUCGGAAAUGGAGAAGAUCUUGGUCCUCUUGUCAGGCACGCCUUUGAAAUGGGGCGUCCUGAGGGUCUUCUUCACCAAUUGAAACAUGUAGUGAAGAAGAAGGAGGCUGAAAUAGAGGAGAUGUGUAAGACACACUAUGAGGACUUCAUUAUUGCAGUGGAUGAGCUCAGAGGCGUGUUGGUUGAUGCUGAAGAACUCAAGAGUGAGCUUCAGAGUGAUAAUUUCAAGUUACAGCAGGUUGGAAGUAGCAUUCUUGUGAACCUUGAGGACCUUUUUGAAUCUUAUUCCGUCAAGCAGAAUGUGAUUGAAGCUAUAAAGAUGUCAAAGUAUUGUAUUCAGGUGUUGGAACUUUGCGUCAAGUGUAACAAUCACAUAUCUAAUGGCCAGUUUUAUCCUGCACUGAAGACUGUGGAUUUGCUUGAGAAGAAUUAUCUGCAGAAUAUCCCAGCAAAGGCUCUGAAGAAAGUGGUAGAACUGAGGAUUCCUGUGAUAAAAUCUCACGUUGAGAAGAAAGUAUGUAGCCAAGUCAAUGAAUGGUUGGUACAUUUAAGGAGUUCUGCUAAAACUAUUGGACAAACAGUGAUCAGUCAUGCUGCAUCGGUUCGCCAAAAGGAUGAAGAAAUGCUGGAAAGACAAAGGAAGGCUGAGGAGAACUCUGGGUCAGAGGAUCAAAUUUAUAGCUUGGAGGUUGAGGAAGCUGAUGAGGAUUCUGUUGUCAAGUUUGAUCUCACGCCUCUUUAUCGUGCUUGCCAUAUACACGAUUGUCUAGGCCUUAGAGAGCAGUUUCGUGAAUACUACUAUAAGAAUAGGUUGUUGCAAUUGAAUUCAGACCUGGAAAUAUCUUCAGCACAAUCUUUUGUUGAUUCACACCAGGCAUAUUUGGCUCAAAUUGUAGGAUACUUCAUGGUAGAGGACAGAGUCCUAAGAACUGCAGGUGGACUAUUAGUCCCAGAUCAGGUUGAAACAAUGUGGGAGACUGCUUCAGCGAAAAUCACAUCGGUUUUAGAGAAACAGUUCUCAAUUAUGCGUUCUGCUACACAUCUUCUCUUGGUGAAGGAUUAUGUGACACUCCUGGUAUCCACUCUGAGACAGUAUGGAUAUGAAGUUGGUCCUCUUCUUGAGGUUCUUGAUAGCAGCUGUGAGAAAUAUCAUGGGAUUCUUUUGGGAGAAUGUCGAAAGCAAAUUCUUGAUCUCCUUGCCAACGACUCAUAUGAUCAAAUGGUUAUAAAGAAAGUAAGUGACUAUGAGAACAAUGUUCUAUCAUUUAAUCUUCAAACCACAGAUAUCAUGCCGGCUUUUCCCUAUGUUGCUCCUUUCUCCUCCAUGGUACCUGAUACUUGUCGAAUAGUGAGAUCCUACAUUAAAGGCUCUGUUGAUUACUUGUCUUAUGGUAUAAAUGCCAGCUUAUUUGAUGCUGCUAGGAAAUAUUUGGACAGGUUCUUGAUUGAUGUAUUGAAUGAAAUAUUGCUUGAUACUAUUAACAGUGGCAAUAUCAGUGUGUCUCAAGCAAUGCAGAUAGCUGCAAACAUAGCUGCUCUUGAAAGAGCUUGUGAUUUCUUCCUUAGACACGUGGCAUAUCUAUGUGGAAUCCCAGUUCGCAGUUUGAAACCUCAGAUUGCUUUAACUGCAAAAGUGGUGCUCAAGACUUCAAGGGAUGCAGCUUAUCUUGCUCUAUUGAGUUUGGUCAUUUCAAAGAUAGAUGAAUAUAUGGCUCUGAUGGAGAAAAUAAAUUGGACUUCAGAAGAAAUAAAGCAGAAUGGUAAUGACUAUGUGAAUGAAGUGAUAUAUUAUCUUGACUCUCUUAUGUCUACAGCACAACAGAUGCUACCAUUGGAUGCUAUGUACAAAGUUGGGAGUGAAGCACUUGAGCAUAUUUCUAACUCUAUGGUGGCUGCUUUCCUCAGUGAUAGUGUCAAGAGAUUUAAUGAAACUGCUGUAAUAAGCAUCAACAAUGAUGUUAAAAUGUUAGAGGCUUUUGCUGAUGAGAGGUUUCAUGCUUCUGGGUUGAGUGAGAUUUACAAAGAUGGGAGUUUCAAGGGAUGUUUGGUAGAAGCAAGACAACUGUUGAAUCUUUUGUUGAGUAGCCAGCCUGAGAACUUCAUGAAUCCUGUGAUAAGAGAGAGAAACUACUAUGCCUUGGAUCACAAGAGAGUCUCUCUGAUUUGUGACAAGUUUAGGGAUUCUCCUGAUGGGAUAUUCGGAAGCCUUUCGAAUAAAAACACGAAAACAAGCGCGAGAAAGAGAUCCAUGGACACACUCAAGAAGAGACUGAAGGAUUACAAUUGAUUGUAUACUAGACUCGGUGAACAAUUCUUUUAUUUAAAAGUAGAACACAAUGCUUGUAGUGUACUACUUCC
This is a messenger RNA of Neltuma alba, 2435 nucleotides long. RefSeq names its product exocyst complex component SEC15A-like. The record is from RefSeq and is a predicted model, not a curated record. Lineage: Eukaryota; Viridiplantae; Streptophyta; Magnoliopsida; Fabales; Fabaceae. Bases 1 to 2364 code for a protein of 787 amino acids. Gene Ontology annotation, cellular component: exocyst; membrane. Gene Ontology annotation, biological process: exocytosis; intracellular protein transport; Golgi to plasma membrane transport. The transcript has a single exon.